CUUUCUGGGAGGCUUACAGGUUCCUAGACUUCCUUGUUGAGCUUCACCGGGACUUGCCUAUUGUGCUGGUACCUGAGAGGGAGUACUUAUUUCCGGGAUAUGUUUUGCAGUUUGCCACCGCAUUCUCGGAGGGAAUGUUUACCCCUUUAAAAAGAACCGGGCACUUUUUGCAGGGGGCGCAAGCGGGUUGUCUGUGCGUGGCUGUGAAGCGAAAUGCCGUCGUCCAUGUUCGGCAGACUUUUCGGACAUACCAUUACUCGCUUUUCAAGAUCGAUGAGUACUUCUGUCUAAAGUCCCCCUUUUGAGUAUGACUGGGCUUUCAGCGAGCUCUUGGCGAGUCUUGAAUGGAAAGAAUCAUGGCAAAUGUUCAGGGGUCGGGUCACUCGACAGCCUUGAUGCCAUUGCGGAUGGCUGAAGAAAGUCAAGCAAAGCGUCCUCGUAUGAGAUCCAAAAAGCCGAAGGUUAGAACGGGGUGUAAAACAUGCAGAGUACGCCGAGUUAAGUGCGAUGAGCGAAAGCCAUUGUGUCUUAGAUGCGACAAGUUUGGCGUACAGUGUGAUGGCUAUGAAGACUAUUCAUUGGCGCCAGUGUCAAGAGAACGCAAACCAGCUGCAUUGUUACCGAGCACCUCGGUGGGCCUCUCGAUAUACCGGCCUUCAUCGACAACUGGAUUUGAGACCCAGGAGGAAUACCAAUAUUUUCUCCAUUAUCGAAACCAAACAGUCAUAGAUCUCUCGGGGGCCAUGCCGGAAGAAGUUUGGAGCCAAGUUAUACCCCGUGCGAAUGUUGGCCACAUGGCGAUACGCAAUCUCACACUCGCUGUCUCUGCCAUGAACAAAGCCCGGAAUUCCUCUUCGCCGGUACCACAUUCCCAAUUUGGUGCGGCCAAGUACGGUAAGGCUCUCAGAGGGAUUCGGGAGCUUCUUGCUUCUCGCAGCGACCUAGAAGCCGUCCGCAUCUCUCUCAUAGCCUCUUUGCUCAUCUUCUGCUUCGAGAAUCUGCAAGGAGAAACCGAAUUAGCUAUUAAACACAUUAAAACCGCGUUGAACUUCAUGCGAACGCAUCUCACCUCCAGCGUCCGUUACGAUCCAAAGCGGCAUUCGGUUUCUUCGGUCUUCGGCCUUGAAGAUGAGGUGUCAAUACUCCUCGCGCGUAUCGACAGCAUGUUUGUAGUAACAGAUUUCAUGGCGGGCAAACGUCUAGUUCAGAUAAAAUUCAUCGAGGGAAAUAUCAACAUGCCUAGAGCGUUCAGAAAUAUCCAACAAGUAAGAAACUACAUGCAAGAAUGGCAAUAUAGAGGUUAUCCGUACCUUCAGCGUCUCCGAGAUAUAUAUGCGGGAAAGGACGAAUCGAUCAAUCCGCUUCCACCAGGACCCCCAGGUUAUUUCGAGAAGACGAUGAAAUACGCGCAACAAUGGUUCGACCUUUGCAAACCACUGUUGUCGAAGGAAGAUCCCAGAUCUCACGACUGGCUCCGGUAUGCCAUUCUGCACACGUAUGGCCUAACAUCCGUCCUCGUUGUCAAACGAGCAUACUUGGGAAAUGGCUCUGACACACCUGGUCUCUUCGAACCCGAAUCCCUAGCGAUGAUACAAUUUUGCUCUCGCAUCGUCCAGAAUCCAUAUUACAGGAAAACAUUCGCAUUUGAUAUCGGUCCGAUUGAAGGCCUGUUUGUAGUUUGUGUGACGUGUCAGAAGAAGGAGAUUUGCGAAGAGGCUCUGAGGAUCUUGAAAUUGAUGAAAGGAAGGACUGAGAUGCUUGCCGAUGCGGGUAUAUAUGCUACGAGGUGCGGGGGGAUACUGAAGAUGAGGUUUCCAGCUGGUGGGGAGAAGAAUGUAUAAAUGACUGGUGUAAAACGUGUAUUGCAAUGAGAUUUUGAAUGAAUUGAAGGGGAUGGAACAACGAGGCCGCCAAAGUGGAGUUUGGAGUCCGGAGUUUUUAUACCCAACCAUGCCAUGACAGCAAUGUCCAAAAGUGGUAGACCUGGACGAAUUCAGUGAGGAGUCCUCUCCCGC
Molecule: messenger RNA, 2015 nt
Organism: Hyaloscypha bicolor E
Lineage: Eukaryota; Fungi; Ascomycota; Leotiomycetes; Helotiales; Hyaloscyphaceae
Exons: 3
Coding region: 345-1841 (498 amino acids)
Biological process (GO): regulation of DNA-templated transcription
Molecular function (GO): DNA-binding transcription factor activity, RNA polymerase II-specific; zinc ion binding
Source: RefSeq, a predicted model, not a curated record